Leguminivora glycinivorella is the source of this 1518-nucleotide messenger RNA. It is a transcript of the gene wmd, whose product is annotated as serine-threonine kinase receptor-associated protein. Gene Ontology annotation, biological process: spliceosomal snRNP assembly. Lineage: Eukaryota; Metazoa; Arthropoda; Insecta; Lepidoptera; Tortricidae. Bases 115 to 1089 code for a protein of 324 amino acids. Gene Ontology annotation, cellular component: SMN complex. The record is from RefSeq and is a predicted model, not a curated record. Gene Ontology annotation, molecular function: RNA binding; protein binding. The transcript has 9 exons.
CUUUUCCGUCAGUCGGUUGUCAACAUUCAGUUCGAUCAGACUCAUUAGGUUAAUUUUAGUUAACAAAGAUAUUAGUUUUAUUUUCCAAAAGUACAACAAACAAAAUUAAUUAAAAUGACAACAUUUAAGCAAGUUCCUCUUACAUGUGGUGGCCAUACUAGACCAGUCGUGCAUUUGGACUUUAGUGACGUUACCAAGGAUGGGUAUUACCUGAUUUCUGCCUGCAAAGAUGGCAAGCCCAUGUUGCGGCAAGGUGAGACAGGUGACUGGAUUGGCACCUUCGAGGGCCAUAAAGGAGCCGUGUGGGGCGUAGCUUUGACUCAAAACGCUAACCUAGCAGCCAGCGGGGCGGCUGAUUUCUCAGCGAAACUUUGGGACGCGCGUUACGGCGAAAUGGUCCACACAUUCGACCACGAUCACAUAGUGAAGAGUGUGAACUUCAAUGCGGACGACUCACUUCUCCUCACUGCGAGCAAUGAGAAACUCAUACGGGUGUUCGACUUGAACAAGCCUGAGGCUGGACCCGUGGAGAAAUUCAGCGCACACACGAGCAGCAUCCGACACGCCGUGUUCCUGCACAACUCCCGCAUCGCUAGCGUCAGCGACGACCUCACCAUGCGAGUCUGGGACCGGACGUCGGGCCAGGAGGUGAACAAAAUCGAGUUUACUUCAAUUCCAAAUAGUUUAGAGUUAUCAAGGGACGGCGCUAUUUUGACGGUAGCACAUGGAACGAACGUGUCAUUCUACUCGACGGACACAAUGCGCAAGAUGCGCGAAGUGGCCGUCCCGACCAAGUGCUACUCCGCGUCGCUGGCGCCCUCGCGGGCCACCUUCGUGUGCGGCGGCGAGGACCUCAAGGUCUACAAGUUCGACUACAACACCGGCACUGAACUAGAAUCGAACAAAGGGCACUUCGGUCCGGUGCACUGCGUGCGAUGGUCGCCGGACGGCGAAUUGUACGCCACCGGGUCCGAAGACGGCACUGUGCGGCUGUGGCAGGGUGUACCUGGACGCGUGUAUGGCCUGUGGCGGCGCAGCAACGAAACCGCGCCCAUCACCAACGGCUUCAAGGAGGUCGCCGCCAACUGACACACGGACGCCUGUCCACAGGAUUUCGAGAGACAGUGAGUGCAAACAAAAUUGUGCCUGGCGUUAUCGCCCGACGUUGUCCCAGGCAAGCGUGACCGUUACGUUUCGAGGGGGCUAUCUUUUAAGGUCUGUUGCACCAAACCCUUAUUAGUUUCUUCAGGGUCCGUGUUGUAACGAUAAGAUGACCAUCGCGGCAAAGCACGGUCCACCUUGGAUAAGUUGGCGGUCCCCUAUUUGAUGACCCCUGUCCUAAAGCUUUUCAACCCUUUAAACUUUAGAUCGUAGGUAUAAGACGCGCAGCUACAGCACAGAAUAUAUAAUAGUACAAGUACAGAAGGCUCACUCCUUUGAUGUUCACAAAAUGCCGCCAUUCUAAAUUCUUACCUACAUCAACAAACGCACCGCACGCGAGCAGCCGACAUUGAAUUU